Messenger RNA from Habropoda laboriosa, 1179 nucleotides. RefSeq names its product band 7 protein AGAP004871-like. Lineage: Eukaryota; Metazoa; Arthropoda; Insecta; Hymenoptera; Apidae. Gene Ontology annotation, cellular component: plasma membrane. The record is from RefSeq and is a predicted model, not a curated record. The transcript has 6 exons. The coding region runs from base 1 to 1179 and encodes 392 amino acids.
AUGGUACACUACGGAUGCGCGAAAACCGACAGCGGUGGAGUCGAGUGCUUCGUUGAGUUCAGUGAGACACCACAGGAGUCGCCGAUGAAAGGGAUGGCGGAGGAGAGGAAGGUCGGCGCGAUGACGAGAUUCGUGGAGUUGCUAGCUACCGUGGGGUCAUUUCUGCUGGUGCUCGUUACCCUACCCUUCUCGCUGUGCUUCACGUUCAAGGUCGUGCAAGAGUACGAGCGUGCCGUUGUAUUCAGAAUGGGCCGGUUGAAAGGCGGAGCUUACGGGCCAGGUAAACACAGGGCAAUUUCAUUUCUGUUCAUUCCUAAGCGAGCCGUGUCCCGCCGACCCGACGAUAAUUGCCCCCGAUUGUGUGUACACGAGGACGAAGGAUGUACGAUAUUAAAACGGCUCGAUGGUGGAAAACAAGGUGUGCGUUGUUUUGUAACAGGAACGUUCUUCGUGAUGCCCUGCGUGGAUUACUGCGUUCGGGUGGACCUGAGGACGGUGUCCUUCGACGUUCCACCGCAGGAAGUGCUCACCAAGGAUUCCGUGACGGUGAGCGUAGACGCGGUCGUCUAUUAUCGUAUAAAGGAGCCGCUGAAUGCCGUUGUCAAGAUAGCCAAUUACAGUCAUUCCACUCGACUGCUGGCUGCCAGCACGCUGAGAACGGUGCUCGGGACGAGGAACUUGGCCGAGAUCCUCUCCGAACGCGAAACCAUCUCCCACACCAUGCAGACGUCUCUCGACGAAGCGACGGAUCCUUGGGGUGUCAAGGUCGAGCGCGUUGAAAUAAAGGACGUUCGACUUCCGGUGCAGCUGCAGCGAGCCAUGGCCACGGAGGCAGAAGCCACAAGGGAGGCUCGGGCCAAAGUGAUUGCAGCGGAAGGAGAGAUGCUGGCUUCCCGUGCUCUGAAAGAGGCCAGUGAUGUCAUUUCCAUGAGUCCAGCUGCUCUUCAGCUGCGUUAUUUGCAAACGCUCAGCAAUAUAUCCGUGGAGAAAAAUUCGACCAUCAUCUUUCCCCUGCCCGUCGAAUUCCUGGCUCCUUUCUUCAGCGGUAACUUUCACCCAAGUUCGAAGAGCAAAGAGGCACUUGGAACAUCCUCCGAGAAGCUUGCCACUGGCAAACAAUUCAAGAUUCAGCCUGACGUCCACUUGAACGUCGACAGCGUCAAAAUAACGCCGAAAUAA